Coccinella septempunctata (seven-spotted ladybird) is the source of this 3883-nucleotide messenger RNA. RefSeq names its product lateral signaling target protein 2 homolog. Gene Ontology annotation, molecular function: metal ion binding. The transcript has 4 exons. The coding region runs from base 345 to 2624 and encodes 759 amino acids. NCBI's taxonomy places the organism in Eukaryota, Metazoa, Arthropoda, Insecta, Coleoptera, Coccinellidae. The record is from RefSeq and is a predicted model, not a curated record. Gene Ontology annotation, cellular component: early endosome membrane.
CUGUCAUUUUGAAAGCGACAUCCACUCGUUGUUCCUCAGAAUUAUAUAUUUCGUGAGUCAUUUUAUCUCGUUUCCGAGUUUUCAUUCGAACCAGUGCUUUUUUCGACUUGAAUCUACAUCGCUCGGACAUCAUUAUCUUUGGCGGUAACGGUAAUUGCUCCCAAACAAUGUUCGAUUCCUUAACGACGUGGUUCUCUGAGUGUUCCAUUUAUCAUUUGUGUGGGGAAAUACGCAAGAUGGUCUCAUUUGAUCGGGACCAGUGAAAUAUGUACGUAUUCUGUUCAGUUUCGAAAUUCAAGAUUCAUUUUUCCGAGAGGUAAUGGUUCCAGAUUGACUGAGGAAUCAUGGAAUCUAUCAGAAGAUGGUUUUAUAGACCUAAGAAAGACGACACGUCCCUAUUGGCCCAAUUUUUUUACGCUGACGAGGCUCUGAACAUAAUCGCCAACGAACUGGACAGUUUCGACGGUCGCAAAGAUCCAGAAAGAUGCACCACGUUGGUGAACCAACUGCGACAGUCGCAGGACAAGGUGCUGACCAUCACCAACGCCAUCAUGGACGAACUGAUAGGCGACGAGAGGGUGGACAGGGAUUUCAGAGUGAAGUUUCCCGAGGACGUGCUGCAGGAGAAUCUAGCCGGUCAGCUGUGGUUUGGAGCGGAGUGCCUGGCGGCCGGAUCUUCCAUAAUGAACCGAGAACACGCCAGCAUCCUCAUGCGUCCCCUGGCCAAGGCAGUCACGAAAAGCCUCGAGCACGUGAGGAACCUGCUGCGCCAAGCCUGCCUCCGUAACAACACCCCCAACGGCCCCCUGAAACUCGACCAGAACGACCUCAUAACGGAGAUGCUGAUCGAGAGCCUCAAGAUAUUCGACAAGUUCUUCGCCGACUUCGAACUGGCCUACGUCAGCGCCAUGGUACCCGUCAAGUCCACCUACGAGUACGAGCUGCAGGAGUUGAUCAGCGUGCUCUUCUCCGAGACCUUGCAGCGGGCCCUCAAGACCAAGCUGCUGUCGCAGGAGAUGGUGGAUUCUUGCGAUCCGGCCCUUAUGUUCACCAUACCGAGACUGGCCAUCGUGCAGGGGCUGUUGUCGCCCAACGACGAGCCCCUGCAUCUGGACAGACCGGCCGAGCUGAUGAGCGACAUGUUCAGACCUUUUAGGGUGCUAUUGCGUCGCAUCAGGGAGCUGAUGUGGACGUUGGACAAGAAGGAGUUGUAUCUGCUGGAGAGACUGUUGUGCGACAACGAGGAUCUGGCCUUGAGCGACGUGAAAUCCGUGACUGACAUGACUUUCGACGAGGAUCCUUGCGUCAUGAUCGAUCCGAUCUACCUCGACUACUCCACGAGGUUGUUACAGGACGAAAGUAAGAGUUUUAUGGAUAAAAAGGGCGGUAGGAAGGACCAGUCGAUCGAUAUUCCAUCGACGUCCACCUAUCCCCUGGUGGAUUACGCGGGGACUUCGCCGAUCCAACACCAGUCGCCGCCGAACGAGGAUUCCCUGAAGAUAAUCUCCGACGCCGCGGCCACCCUAUCGUCCAUCCUCACCAAGGAGGAGAAGAACGACGCGGAGGAGAGCGACGGGGAGCUGGACUCGCCCAACGAUUCGGGCAUAUCGACGGAGACGGCGAGUCUGGACAGAUCUCCGACCUUCGAGGGCGAGGAAAAGAGGUGUAAGGAGGGUUGCUGCGGGAAGACGUGCAAGUGCAGGAGGAAGCAGGGUAGGACGGGCGGGGGUAAACAGACGACGUCGACGUCGAGGAGGAUCCUGAGCAGCAGGAAGAGGAGACAGUCGGAAUCUCUGCUGGACGGCGAUUCGUCCAGCGAGGAGAGUUCCGAGGCGUCUUCGAGCGGCGCCUACGCGGAUACGGAAGACGUCGCGACGGCGGUUAGGGCGGCCAGGAUAAGGGUGCGGGCGAAGUACAGAUCCAGCGAGGACCUGGUGCACCGCCUCUUCGUGUGCGUGGCCGGCGUCGCCGAUCAGCUGCAGACGAACUUCGCCAGCGACCUCAGAAACAUCCUGAAGGCCGUGUUCCUCAUCAACACCUCCGACUCCGACGAGACGUCGGAAAACGCGAUACCGUCGUGCCUUGAGACGUCCACCGCCUCCAUCGAGUACCAUCCAGCCCCCGCGGACGUGGUGGAGACGAACGAGUUCAGCGUCGACCCCAAUAUCCUGGCCCAGGAGGCGCUGUUCGACACCAACGUCUACUUCCACAUCGGCGACGGUCCCGGCGACAUGGACGGCAGCUUCACCAACCGCCCCAGGCACCAGGAGGAGGGCGACGGGGGCGGCGGCGUCGACGACGUGGCCUCCAUCGACGAGGGUCUGUACAGGAUCACCCUGCGGGACGAUUACGGGGGCGGAGCGCGGCGGGAGGACGCGGGGGCGGUGGAGAGACCGCCGGUGUGGUUGCCCGACGUGGAGGCGCCGAAAUGCAUGAGUUGCGGCGCCAACUUCACGGUGGUCAAGAGGAGGCACCACUGCAGGAACUGCGGCAAGAUAUUCUGCGGCAGAUGUUCGUCCAAUAACGUGCCGUUGCCGAAAUUCGGUCUCACGAAACCGGUCAGGGUUUGUAACAAGUGUUUUAUCUACAAUUUAUCGCCCGUGCAGUUGGUACUUAGCGAUUAGUGUGAAAUACGGUUGGCAGCAUCGUCAAGGUCACUCCCGGUGGAAUUUCAUCGUUUUUGCUACGCCCAAUAGAUGAAAUUCAAGUAGAUUGCCAAAUGAACGAUCAAGUGACCUCGCGAUUUUGAUAAAUUGUGAUCUAGAAGAGCUGUUCCUGCUGCAAUGGAAAAAAUGCAACAUCGAUUUCCUUGUGUCAUAAAUUCUUGUAAACGAAAAUUUUUGUACCCAACAUAUGUUGCUUUUGUAUGCUUGAUAUGUCUUGAAAUUCAUUAUGUUUCCUCAUUUUUAUUCGAGCAUUGUAAAAUAUACAAUUUACCCUCUUAUACCGUCACAAUAUUCAAUUUUUUACAAAAUAUGACUCGAUGUGAAUUCAAUACAAAUACCUCAUGAUUUAAAUUCCUCAACACUUUUAAUUUUCAAUAUAAAUCUUGAAUUUUACCAUACAAUCCUCAGAGUUUGGAUAUAAAUUUUAGUUUCGUAAGAGUAGCUUUUCAUUUUCAAUUCUAUAAACUCAUUAUUUCCACAGUAUUCAGUGAACACAAUCCGAGAAUCAAAGGAGUCUGAUGGCGUUUCACACUGCUUAAAUUUUUCAUUAGCAGGAUUUUUGCCGUAGAGAAAAAUUUCCAGUAGCAAAGAUUUCAAGCGGUAGUGAAAUAAACUUCACCACUUCCCACAAUUUUCACACACUGUAAUGUCUUGCGAACCUUUGUAUAUUCAGCUUUUUACUUUUCCAUGUACAGUAUCGGCAAGACCAUUUGAUUAUUGUGUUCAGAUUAAUAUGUAAAUAAUGUGUGUGAAAUGUAAAUACGUAAUCUCGACAUUGAAAAUUUUAUUUUUUUAAUGCCUGUUGAAGAAACGGUUGUUUAGUAUGAAAAAAAGUGUGAUUUCGGUGUUCUUGAAAAUAUUUUUAUCGACCAUGGAUGUAUUUUCUCCUAGUUUCUAAUCGUACGGUAUCUAAUUAUUUUUAAGUGUGUGGGAGUCUUGGAAAUUUUCAUCGGUAAGGGUACAUCAGAGGAAGCACACAAGUGUUGUACGUUUAUUUGAAAUUUCCAGCCUCCCGAUGACAAGUAUCAAUAAUUUGGCUUUGGCUGAAUAUUAUACAUAGGUCAUGGUUAGUUGUAAUAUUUUGCAGUAAGUACAAAAAGUAGCUGUUCUGUUACUUUAUGUACUGAAAUACUUUGUGAUAAACUUGUACAUUUAUUUUAAUUGGUUUGGGGAUUAGCCAUAUCUCUUGUAACUAAUAAAUCUAUUUUCAAUUCGAA